This is a messenger RNA of Clupea harengus (Atlantic herring), 2992 nucleotides long. Its product is annotated as F-box and WD repeat domain-containing 11-B. Bases 267 to 1850 code for a protein of 527 amino acids. Gene Ontology annotation, molecular function: protein dimerization activity. NCBI's taxonomy places the organism in Eukaryota, Metazoa, Chordata, Actinopteri, Clupeiformes, Clupeidae. The transcript has 13 exons. The record is from RefSeq and is a predicted model, not a curated record.
CUUUGAUUGCAGUUUAUGUGGUAACGUUAGUUUGCUUUUACUGAUGAAAAUACUCAACACUUAGCUUGGUAUCGUUUGGGACGUUUUUGAUGCUUUGUUGUAGCAUGUAAUUCCUGAAAUGUAUGUUGUAAGUUGGUGUAUGAUACUUACCACAGGUAACGUUAUCUGCUAGCUUGUUAUAAUGAAUCGCAAGCCAAUGUAGUGUUGGCUCACAUCAACACCUUGUCAACACUACCUGGACAUGGAAUAUUUCAUAAUAGUUUGCGAUGUGGACACACGCUGUCGUGAUGGGAAGAAACGUUAUAACUAAUAACACCUCCGUCAUGGAGUCACAGACAGGGGAUCUCUCCCCCAAGACAACCACAGUGUUCAAGAUCAGCAAUGGUCCCAUGACGGGCUCGCGGAAACGGCCAUCGGAAGGCAACUACCAGAAGGAGAAGGAUGUAUGCAUACAGCUGUUUGACCAGUGGUCUGAGGCCGACCAGGUGGAGUUUGUGGAGCACCUGAUCUCGCGCAUGUGCCAUUACCAGCACGGCCACAUUAACUCCUACCUCAAGCCCAUGCUCCAAAGGGAUUUCAUCACAGUACUGCCAGCUCAGGGUCUGGACCACAUAGCGGAGAACAUCCUGUCAUUCCUGGACGCGCGCUCGCUGUGCUCGGCCGAACUGGUGUGUAAGGAGUGGCAGCGGGUCAUCUCCGAAGGCAUGCUGUGGAAGAAACUGAUCGAGCGCAUGGUCCGCACCGACCCCCUCUGGAAGGGCUUGUCGGAGAGGCACCAGUGGGAGAAGUACCUUUUCAAGAACCGAACAACAGAAGUUCCGCCAAAUUCCUACUACCGCUCCCUGUAUCCCAAAAUAAUCCAAGACAUCGAGACUAUCGAGGCCAACUGGAGGUGUGGGCGGCACAACCUGCAGAGGAUUCAGUGUCGCUCCGAGAACAGCAAAGGUGUUUACUGCCUGCAGUAUGACGACGACAAAAUCAUCAGCGGCCUCCGCGACAACUCCAUCAAGAUCUGGGAUAAACAAACCCUGGAGUGUCUGAAGAUCCUGACGGGCCACACCGGCUCUGUGCUCUGCCUGCAGUAUGACGAGCGGGUCAUCGUCACGGGCUCCUCAGAUUCCACCGUCAGGGUGUGGGACGUGAACUCGGGCGAGGUGCUGAACACGCUCAUCCAUCACAACGAGGCAGUGCUGCAUCUGCGCUUCUGCAACGGCCUGAUGGUGACGUGCUCCAAGGACCGCUCCAUCGCCGUGUGGGACAUGGCCUCACCCACCGACAUCAGCCUGCGCCGUGUGCUGGUGGGCCACCGCGCCGCCGUCAACGUGGUUGACUUCGACGACAAGUACAUCGUCUCCGCAUCGGGAGACCGCACUAUUAAGGUGUGGAGCACCAGUACGUGCGAGUUUGUGCGCACGCUUAACGGGCACAAGCGGGGCAUCGCCUGCCUCCAGUACCGGGACAGGCUGGUGGUCAGCGGCUCGUCUGACAACACUAUCAGGUUGUGGGAUAUUGAGUGUGGUGCAUGUUUGCGAGUUUUGGAAGGUCACGAGGAGUUGGUCCGGUGCAUUCGGUUCGACAACAAGCGUAUCGUUAGUGGAGCGUAUGACGGUAAAAUCAAAGUUUGGGACCUGCAAGCUGCACUGGAUCCACGGGCUCCUGCCAGCACGCUCUGUCUGCGUACAUUGGUGGAGCACUCUGGUCGAGUCUUCAGGCUUCAGUUUGACGAGUUCCAGAUCAUCAGCAGUUCCCAUGACGACACUAUUCUCAUAUGGGACUUCCUCAAUGUCUCAACCAAUGGACAAAACGAAGGGCGAUCGCCCUCCCGCACGUAUACGUACAUCUCUAGAUAGCAGGGUAGGCCCAGCGAUGGUCACUGUAUGAGUGUAAAUGUGUGUUUGUGUGCGUGAAUGUGUAUGUUCGUGUGUGUGAAUGUGUGGGGAUUGUCCUGACGACCGAGCCUCUGUGUCAGUAUGCCAGGAUAUGAAGUCGAGGAAAAGAAUUCCCCCCCCCCCCCCCCUCCCCUCCCUUCCCCGUCUCUUUCUCUCCUCUCACCUUUUCUCCACAUCUCUCUAUCCUCCUCUUCCUCCUCCACGUGGGAGCGACGCACCUCCACCACAGAGCCCCUCCUCCCCACUCUACACACACCCUUCCUGCGCCUGAGCUCACAGACAUUUCACCACAGGUGGAGGGGUGAAAGGAUAGAUAGAUAGAUAGGAUGGAUGGAUGGAUGGACAGACGGACAGAUGGAAUGGGCAGCGCCUCUCGAAAAAGAGACGCCACAGAGAGGAAAAAGGUGCGGGAGGGCGGUAGGAGCUCCUCCCCGUCACCCCCAACAACCAGACUGAGUGACAGAGCUCCCAGUCCCGCCCCUGUGGGCCCAAAAGACAUUUUUUCAGUGGAUCUGUUUUGCUUUUAUUUGUUUGAUCUUUUUUGUUUUUUUGCUUUUGUUUUCUUAUUGGAGGUUUUUUUUCUGACAGAAGAGAAAAAAAAAGAAAUAGAGAAAAAAAAUGGUGGAAGACCUGGAGGAAGGAGAGUGUCUUCCAUAUGGACUUACUGCAUGAAUGGAUGAUUGGACAGUAGAGUGUGCUAGUGACCCCCUAUUUUUCGGUCUUUCUUACUUUUUUAUUCUUUGACUUUCUUCUUUUUUUUUAUUUGGGGAAAUUUUUAUUAAUUUUUGCUUUCUUUGUCAUAUCGUACUCUAAUAAUUGUAAUUCUGUCCCCCCUUACAGACUUCUACAGUGUCUCUCCACUCUCCUCUCUUCUUCUCUCGCCUGCUCUAUCUCUCUCUUUUCUUUGCCCUUCCUGUCUUGUCCCAUUUUUGCAGUCUGCUUGUCUAGGUUUCGAAUGACCUAUAAAUGAGCUGAAUUUAGUUGUAAAACAGAGUUGUCUUGUCUAAAAUUGUGUUGUAUAUUGAAAUGAUUUUUUUUAAGAAAAAAAAAAACACAUUAUUAUUAAUAAGAAUAAAGAUCUUGACUGUGAAGGAGUGUUAAAA